This is a messenger RNA of Trematosphaeria pertusa, 579 nucleotides long. Its product is annotated as ubiquitin related modifier 1. The coding region runs from base 14 to 346 and encodes 110 amino acids. The transcript is spliced from 3 exons. Gene Ontology annotation, biological process: protein urmylation; tRNA thio-modification. Gene Ontology annotation, molecular function: protein tag activity. Gene Ontology annotation, cellular component: cytoplasm; nucleus. Lineage: Eukaryota; Fungi; Ascomycota; Dothideomycetes; Pleosporales; Trematosphaeriaceae. The record is from RefSeq and is a predicted model, not a curated record.
GUUCCUCCUAACGAUGUCAAAGACGAACGAUGACGGGACCAUCCCGAUAACCGUGGAGUUUAGUGGAGGGCUGGAAAUGCUAUUCUCGAACGAACGGAAACUUUCGCUUGCCAUACCCGCCAAGGAUGAGACCGGAAAUGGCUCGAACAUAGCGUACUUGGUCAGGCAUCUCUGCGACAAAGUCAUGAAGGAUCCGCGAAAGGAGUUAUUCGUUCUCGAUGGCACUGUACGACCUGGGAUCUUAGUACUCAUCAAUGAAGCAGACUGGGAGCUUGAAGGCGAAGACAAGUACGAGAUUCAAGAGGGCGAUAAUAUCUUGUUCGUUUCCACACUUCAUGGCGGAUAGAUAUGGACAGCAUGAGAAGAAAGAGCGCAAUUUGUCAGUCUGGACAUCCUGGCCUAUUGUAAAGCUCCCCCGGAUCUCCUGUGCACGUAUUGCUCCGUUCCCGGACCGGAGCUCGUGGCGACACGGGGCGGUCCGUGGGAAGGUGAGAACGAAAUAGAACCACGUUAAGCUGUCGCAGUCUGCAAUUGUAGCAGCAUCAUACUACAGCCGAGCCUUAGAUCUCUUGUUAAACG